Babjeviella inositovora NRRL Y-12698 is the source of this 2228-nucleotide messenger RNA. RefSeq lists its product as uncharacterized. Lineage: Eukaryota; Fungi; Ascomycota; Pichiomycetes; Serinales. The record is from RefSeq and is a predicted model, not a curated record. Bases 439 to 2130 code for a protein of 563 amino acids. The transcript has a single exon. Gene Ontology annotation, molecular function: arylsulfatase activity.
UUCUCUGGUUCCUCUCGUUCCUCAGCCGCGGUGAAUCGGAUAACGGUUCACCUUGAAGGCAUGAAUAUGCGUUUAUAUGCAAGUGUGGCCAUAGUUUUUUUGAUCGGAGAUGUCGCCAUACCUUCCUCGCGUUUUGGAAUUUCCACCCCCCCCCCACAGUUCAACGACUCUUGCGGAACACCUCGUGACAUGUAUGAACUAUCUGAAGAAUUAUCUGAUAGUUGAAAAGUUACCCGAUGGUGAAAAGUGUGGCUGAUCGGAUUUGCAUCAAUUUUAUAUUGUCUAAUAGAUUAUGUUCCUUACGAAUCUGUACCCAUGACGGAUACUGGGGUUUUCCAGAGUCAUAUUUAAACUCUUAUCUCUCCCUUGAGCCUACAGCUUUCUCGUCUGUAUCCCAACCCUACUUUGAUUUACACUAGAGAGACUCUACACUUCAACAUGACCAUUGCUGAAAAGAAACCAAACUUCCUUGUUAUCGUCGCAGAUGACUUGGGAUUUACCGACUUAAGCGCCUUUGGCGGUGAGAUCGACACCCCAAACUUGAAGAAGCUUGCCGAAAGCGGUGCUCGUUUCACUGAUUUUCACACCGCAUCUGCGUGUUCCCCAACCAGGUCCAUGUUGCUCAGUGGUACGGAUAACCACAUUGCCGGGUUAGGCCAGAUGGCGGAAUUUGGAAAAAACUUCCCAGAGUUGUUCGCUGGAAAGCCAGGCUACGAAGGUGUUUUAAAUAGCCGUGUUGCAGCCUUGCCAGAAAUUUUGCAGGACGCUGGCUACUAUACCUUUAUUUCCGGUAAGUGGCAUUUGGGUUUAACCCCUGAAAAUUGGCCAAUCAAAAGAGGUUUUGAAAAGUCGUUCACCUUGUUGCCGGGUGCCGGGAACCACUACAAAUAUGUCUACGAGGGUGACUCUGGUUUCAUGCCUCCUCUUUACGCUGAAGACGACAAAAGCAUCGAACUCAGCUCUUUGCCUGACGAUUUCUACUCCACCAACUAUUUCACUGACAGAGGGAUUGAGUUUAUUGAUAAUGAGCAGAGACAGGGAAGGCCUUUCCUCGGUUGUUUGACCUACACCGCUCCUCAUUGGCCAUAUCAGGCACCAGUUGAGAAGGUUGCAAAGUACAAGGGGGUCUACGACAAUGGUCCGGGGCACUUACGUGCCCGUCGUCUUGCUGCUGCCGUCAAGGCCGGCAUUAUUCCUCCAGGAGUUGAACCUCACAAGGUUGAAACUCAAAGAGAUAAAACCUGGGCUGAUUUGACCGACGAUGAAAAGAAGAUCGAAAGUCGUAUCAUGGAAACCUACGCGGCCAUGGUGGAUAUUUUGGAUGAAAACGUCGGUAGAGUCAUCAGCCAUUUGGAAUCUACCGGCGAAUUGGACAACACCUUCAUUUUGUUCAUGUCCGACAACGGGGCUGAGGGCUUCAUGAUGGAGGCUUUACCUUUGCAGCUUACCCGUAUUACUGAUGUUAUUGAAAGAAGGUAUGAUAAUUCUUACGAAAACAUCGGACGCUACAACUCUUUCGCUUGGUAUUCCGACCAAUGGGCGCAGGCCGCUACCGCGCCAUCGUACAUGUACAAGAUGUGGGCCUCAGAGGGCGGUAUCAGAUGUCCUUUGAUCAUUCACUAUCCACCAAUUUUCAAUAAAACCAUCCAUGGCGGUGCCGAACCUCGUGGUCAGGGUAAGGUCUCUGGUGGCUUUACUACCGUGAUGGAUAUUACCCCUACCAUUUUAGAUCUUGCCGGCGUUCCUCACCCGGGGGAGAACUUCAGAGGUCGCAAGGUGGUCAUCCCUAGAGGUAAAACCUGGGUGCUGUACUUGGCCGGAGAAGCUGAGCGUGUUCACUCGGAAGAAACCGUCACCGGCUGGGAAUUGUUUGGCCAACAGGCGAUCAGAAAGGGGCCCUUGAAGGCGUUGUUCAUUCCUAAGCCUUUCGGCCCAGGUAAGUGGCAAUUGUUUAAUCUAAAGAAGGAUCCAGGUGAAAUUCAUGAUUUAGCCGAUACUGAGAAGGAAAAGUUGGAUGCUAUGUUAGUGCACUGGGCGGAAUAUGUCGCCGAAACUGGAUUGAUCGAAAUUGGUGAUGAAAUUGACGUGCAAAGAGCUCUUUACAAUGCAACUGAGAUUGACGAGUUGUAGGCGAGUCCUUCGACCCUUAUUUUUUUCCCCCAGAAUCAUUACUUAUAUAUAUUAUCUUAGAUUUAGCAUGAUAGAUAUAGUUUGAUCAAUCGUUAAUC